AUGGGAAGCAUUGACCGGCCUGCAAAGCCCUAUUCAGUGUUGAUUGUAGGUGCAGGCAUUGGCGGUCUUUCGGCUGCUAUUGCUCUGUCACGCAGGGGUCUGGACGUCACAGUUCUUGAAGGCAAACCAGAGCUGAACGAAUUCGGCGCCAGCAUCAGUAUCGAUUCUCAUGCGGUCAGGGUGAUCAAGUACUACGGACUGGAGGAGCAGUUUCGGCCCUCUGUCACCGAGAACAGAUAUAUUGAUCUGCGGGACGGCGCAAACAAUGAACGCCUGGGUGCAGUCUUUCACAAUGAAGGGAACCACAGCAACAUCCUCUGGGGGGCACCAAAGUGGAGCAUACACCGAGCAGAUUACCAGCAACUCCUCGCCAGAGGCGCCCAAGGAUACGGCACCAAGAUCUUGUUCAAUGCCGAAGUCACCAGUGUCGACGUUGACACCAACGCAGUGCACCUGAAGGACGGACGUUCCCUCUCCGCCGACCUCGUGGUGGGAGCAGAUGGGCUGCGCUCUGCGGUCCGUGGUUCCAUCCCUGCAACAGCCUCAGUCGAGCUGAUCCCCUCGGACGAGAAAGCCUACCGGUGCACUGUCGACAAAGACGCCAUGGUAGCAAACCCAAAUCUUAAAUGGCUGUUGACGCAGGGCACCAGCCAAAUAUGGUUCAUGCCGGGAAAAUACAUAUUGUCUUGGCCCUUGCCACCCCACAGGCCGUACGACGUUGUGGUAUGCAUUGGCGAUGGUUGUGACGUUCCUUACGGCUAUUGGGGCAUCAAAGCCGACCCAAAACAAGUCGCUGCCGAGUUCGGAGACGCCUGUCCUACCGUAAGAGACCUGCUUGCCAACAUUGGACCUUGCAUUCAGUGGAGGGUGGCCGAGCUCCCUCCUUUGAGUACUUGCCGGAGUGAAAAGGGCGGAGUGGUCCUUCUCGGGGAUGCUUGGCACGCCAUGCUUCCUCACGCUGGCUCUGGCGGUUCCUGUGCGAUCGAAGACGGUGCAGUGCUCGGCGAAUGCGUCGGCUGGGCCUGGGAAAACGGUCGGCCGAUCGCGGAUGCCACGAAGGCAUACGAGGCCCUCCGCAAGCCGCGCGUCGAACGCAUCCAAGCUGCAAGUCAUGACGGUGUAGUGUUUCUGAACGGCGCUGACGCUGAGGUGCGCAAUGAGUUUCUAGCCAAGCAGUUCAAGAUCGACCAGGCCGAGCUGGCGCGACCGGAGGAGGAGAGGGGAGCGCAGCCUCGCCCGCCGGCAAACAUGAAUGCGCCUUUCCCAAGUCCACCCUUUCUACAGUGGUUGUACAGCUAUGAUGCCGUCAAAGAGACGCAAAAAUAUUUAACUCAGCAGGCACUUUAG
This is a messenger RNA of Fonsecaea multimorphosa CBS 102226, 1347 nucleotides long. RefSeq lists its product as uncharacterized. The coding region runs from base 1 to 1347 and encodes 448 amino acids. NCBI's taxonomy places the organism in Eukaryota, Fungi, Ascomycota, Eurotiomycetes, Chaetothyriales, Herpotrichiellaceae. Gene Ontology annotation, molecular function: FAD binding; monooxygenase activity. The transcript has a single exon. The record is from RefSeq and is a predicted model, not a curated record.